Messenger RNA from Drosophila navojoa, 1453 nucleotides. Its product is annotated as F-box only protein 9. Gene Ontology annotation, biological process: SCF-dependent proteasomal ubiquitin-dependent protein catabolic process. Gene Ontology annotation, molecular function: protein binding. The record is from RefSeq and is a predicted model, not a curated record. NCBI's taxonomy places the organism in Eukaryota, Metazoa, Arthropoda, Insecta, Diptera, Drosophilidae. Gene Ontology annotation, cellular component: cytoplasm; SCF ubiquitin ligase complex.
CAUAAUAGUGUCUACCGCUUUUGAUUUUUACAUGGAACUGGAUAUAGAGCUAGAGCGAACACUUUACUAGACAAAAAAAGUAAUUACAGACAACUCAAUGUCGGAAAUGUCCAAGCCGGAGGAUUCUUCCGGUUACCAAAGCCGUGAGCUCGAUGAAUUCCGUGUGAACUGGCAACGCGAGCUUCAUGGUCAUGCACAAACCGAAUCCUCGCAGGCUAACGAACAGCCACCCGGCAUUCGUGACAUUGAGGCACAAGCCAGAGCUGAGACGCUCUAUCGCACAGCCGUGGAGUUGGAACAGCGAGGCAAAGUGUACGAUGCUCUAGCCUACUACCGCAAAGCCACCCAAAUGGUACCUGAUAUUGAGUUUAAGUUUUACGAACAGCAAAAAUUGAUGGUCGAUGCCAACAAAAAAUAUCAUAACCUACCCGGGGAUUUUGCUAAGCAACUAGAUUUGACCGAUGCAGAGGCUAAAGAUGUGGAGCCGAUUGAUGGGUUGUACGAAAAGUUCCUACGUGACCUUUGCUGUGAAGAAAUCUACGGAGGCAAAAUCGUCUUGAACAGUCGCGAUUCAAGUGUUCUAACAACAGGCAAUAGAAUGCAUAUUUCCGAUCUGCCGCCUGAGAUUAUAAUGAAUAUUCUACGUUGGGUGGUGUCCUCACAGCUGGAUAUGCGUUCCUUGGAGCAGUUUUCGGCUGUAUGCAAAGGUUUCUAUGUGUAUGGGCGAGACGAGGAGCUCUGGCGUUUAGCCUGCGUCAAAGUGUGGGGCCACAAUGUGGGCACAUUGGAUACCAAGGACGGUGGAGAAUGCUACGAGUCCUGGCGGGAUAUGUUUAUAAGGCGGGAGCGUGUCCUAUUCAAUGGCUGCUACAUCAGCAAAACCACCUACUUGCGCAUGGGCGAGAACAGCUUUCAGGACCAGUUCUACAGGCCGCUGCAGCUAGUCGAAUACUAUCGCUAUAUCCGUUUUCUGCCCGAUGGAAAGGUGCUCAUGAUGACAAGUGCGGAUGAGCCAGCUCAGGGUGUAAACAAGCUAAAGCAGCUCUAUCAUGCACGCCCCGAUGUGCUGCGCGGCCGCUAUCGACUUUUUGGCAACACCGUGACGCUGAUACUGCAGAAGACGCAACAGCUCGCCAGGACCACGACUCAACGGCAUCGUCGUGGUAGUGUGAUGCCCGGGGACGACGACAGCUCCAAUACACAAUAUGUAAUUGAGCUACGCAUCAUGAACUCGCCCAAGCGACGGUUUGCCCAACUGGUCUGGUCCAACUAUACCUUGGUGCAGCAACGGAAUAAGGUCGAGCAAAGCUCGGAAUUCGAUUUAACAGCCGCCAAGUAUCCACCGUUAUGGUUCUCCGCCGUGAAGAGCUAUCAUCUGGAUGCCGAUGCGCCGCUUUCAUAACUUUGAUUUUGUGUAAAUAAAACAAAUGACAUUGCGUUUCUCUAAUUAAAA